AUGGCUUCAAACUACAUCACCAAGGUGGCUAUCGUCGGAGCCGGCGGAAACAGCGGAAACUUCAUGACCGAAACCCUACUCAACACUGGCAAGCAUACUGUCACAGCCCUUGCACGCGUUGGCAGCCAAAACAAGCUACCAGCCGGUGUAAUUCCCAAGACAAUCGACUAUAGCAAGCCAGAGACCAUUGUUGAGGCUCUCAAAGGACAAGAUGCUUUGGUCAUCACACUCAGUGGUGGCACGCCCAACGAAGUUGACCUCGCGCUUUUCAAAGCAGCUAGCGAGGCGGGGGUUCCAUGGAUCUUGCCUAAUGAAUGGGGCCCAGACUCGGCGAAUCAAGAUCUAAUCAAGGAUGUUCCGAUUUUCCAACCUAAGGAAGUAAACCGCAAAGCCAUUGCAGACCUCGGGAAAAGCUCUUAUAUAUCUGUCGGUACGGGAUUCUGGUACGAAUGGAGCCUAGCAAUUCCAUCAGCCUUUGGCAUCGACUUCGCCAAUAAAACGGCGACAUUGUUCGACGAAGGCGAGACUAAGAUCUCGACCUCGACCUGGCCACAGGUUGGUCGCACUGUUGCCGCUCUCUUGAGCCUACCUAUUCAGAGCGAGGGGGUCUGUCUUAAUGAUCUGAGGAAUCAGGUUGUCUAUGCCGACUCCUUCACCAUCAGUCAGAAAGAUAUGCUGGAAUCCGCAUUUAGGGUUACCGGGACCACGGAGAAGGACUGGACUAUCACAAAACAGUCUGCUAGAGAGAGGUAUGAGAGCGGCAUGAAGGAGAUGCAGGGGGGUGAUCGAAUUGGUUUUGUGAAGUCUCUCUACACGCGCAUCUUCUUCGAUGAUGGUGCUGGAAAUUUCUCAUCAAAGGGAACGCUGAACGAGACGCUGGCAUUGCCAAAGGAGGAUAUCGAUGAGGCAACACGGCUGGCCAUUGAGCGGUCCAAGAACUCUCCAUGGAGCUAA
This is a messenger RNA of Penicillium olsonii, 954 nucleotides long. Lineage: Eukaryota; Fungi; Ascomycota; Eurotiomycetes; Eurotiales; Aspergillaceae. The record is from the annotation of a GenBank genome assembly.